CACGCUCUGCGAGCUAAGCUACAAGAGCACCACUACGUACGUGCACUUCCACUCCCGGACUUGCACCGAAGCAAUGGCGUCCAAGUCCACCGCUUGUUUUCCGGCGCUCUUCCUGGCGCUGAACCUCCUCCUGGUCGCCGGCGUCCGCGGCCAGACCCCCGCGGCCGGCCGCAACCCGUGCCCGACGAACGCGCUGGCCGACCUCAAGGUGUGCGCCGACGUGCUGGUGCUGCUCAAGCUCAAGAUCAACGUGCCGGCCAACCAGCAGUGCUGCCCGAUGAUCGGGCAGCUCGUCAAGCUCGACGUCGCCGCCUGCCUCUGCGCCGCCAUCAAGCUCAGCGUCCUCGGCAUCCCCGUCAACCUGCCGCUCGACAUCCCCCUCGUCCUCAACUACUGCGGCCGGAACGCAACCGCAGCAGGCUCCAAAUGCUCGUGAAGUCCCAACAUACAGCUGAUUAAAAAAAAAAACAUGCAUGCAUACUACUCCUACCUACGUAGUACGUACAUUGGUGUGCUUAAUUUACCUUCUCAUGUGUGCCAUAGGUUUGUUGUAUACGUAGAUGUUUCGUUGAUUGGCAUGUCGAUGAACAUCCCGAAGGUAAAUCGCAGAGUUGUUUGUGUUUUACUGCAAAUAAUAAACGUUACUUCGGUUUUGUCAACCGCAUGUGACUGCUAAUUUCUCCCCUGUAUGUCCAAGCAUAAAUGUGAUCUUCUCUCUAUUCAUA
Triticum dicoccoides is the source of this 725-nucleotide messenger RNA. Its product is annotated as cortical cell-delineating protein-like. The record is from RefSeq and is a predicted model, not a curated record. Bases 74 to 436 code for a protein of 120 amino acids. NCBI's taxonomy places the organism in Eukaryota, Viridiplantae, Streptophyta, Magnoliopsida, Poales, Poaceae. The transcript has a single exon.